Tarenaya hassleriana is the source of this 1062-nucleotide messenger RNA. RefSeq lists its product as uncharacterized. Bases 87 to 806 code for a protein of 239 amino acids. The record is from RefSeq and is a predicted model, not a curated record. The transcript has 2 exons. NCBI's taxonomy places the organism in Eukaryota, Viridiplantae, Streptophyta, Magnoliopsida, Brassicales, Cleomaceae.
AGCAUCAAGGAGAAGAAGGAGUGAGGCCACUAAGCACAAGAAGAAGAAGAAGAAGAAGAAGAAGAAGAAGAAGAAGAAGGAGAAGGAUGAUGAUGAUGGAGUGGAGGGAAUGGUACUUGGACGCAGUUUUGGUGCCUCUGUCUCUAACGAUGAUGUUUUGUUAUCACAUCUUCUUGUGGCACAAGGCUCGAACCAAUCCCUUCUCCACCGUCGUCGGCACCAAUUCUCGUGGCCGCCAUUUUUGGGUCGCCUCCAUUAUGAAGGACAACGACAAGAAGAACAUAUUGGCAGUACAAACACUACGUAACACAAUCAUGGGAGCUACGUUAAUGGCGACCACGUGUAUACUCCUAAGCGCAGGCCUGGCUGCUGUCAUAAGCAGCACGUACAGUAUAAAGAAGCCCCUAAACGACCACGUCUUCGGAGCUCACGGGGACUUAACGGUGGCCGUUAAGUACGUCACCAUCCUCACCAUCUUCCUCUUCUCCUUCUUCUCUCACUCUCUCUCCAUCCGUUUCAUCAACCAAGUCAACAUCCUCAUCAACUCUCCUCAUCAUCACCAAGACCCGUCUUCCGACAACUUCAUCACUCCCGAGUACGUGUCCGAGCUCCUGGAGAAGGGUUUCUUGCUCAACACGGUAGGUAACAGGCUAUUCUACAUGGGCAUGCCCCUCAUGCUUUGGAUCUUCGGACCAGUUCUCGUCUUCUUGAGCUCUUCAGCAAUGGUUCCUGUUCUUUAUAACCUCGAUUUCGUGUUCCGGAACAAGCCCAAGGGGAAGGUUGAUUGUCAUGGAGGAUCACCAUGAUAAUACAUAUAUAUAUGUAUGUAUGUUUCUGAUCAUUUGUGCUUUUAGUUUGUUGUUUCUGUUCUGUGUAUGAAGAGAUAGUUCUUGUGUGUGCGGUCUCUCACCUUCUUAAUUUAUCAAAACAAAAAAGAGCUGUCUGAAAGAAUAACUAGAUUUCAUUUGAGAAAGUCUGCCACCGUUGAUUAGUGGCUUUCCAAAUCUUCUCGGUGACGUCGGUCCAAAAUGUGUUUGUAUUGAUCUCGGAAUCAAUUAGAAA